AUGAAGCUACCAGAAGUCGAAACACCGUCUUAUUACAAACCCGGGGCAAUCUUGACGCUGCAACUUGCCCCAGACGAUAUAACAUGCCUCGUCGAAGUCAUCAAACCGUUUAUUCCGUUCACAAUCUCUCAGGUUCUCCUAUGCAAACCUGCUGAAUCUCAAACAGAGCCAUCACACCCCCUAAUUGAUCAGCUCCCCGAGGCGUUUAUUGUCAAAGUGUACGAUCCAAGGUACAUGGAUCAUCGUCUUCCUUUCAAGUCUCGACCUGCGAGACCUUGGUCGCUAGAUGGUGAGCAAGAGGCAGCGACUCGGCGCGAGGAGAGAGGCUGCCCUGGACGAGACGCCAACUAUGACCUCGCAAACUGGCCCGAGGAAGACGACGACAAGCCAGGAUGGGAAGAAUGGUAUUUCCAAUCCGCAGAGGACCAGUACUAUCACGAGUCGGAAGCAUACAAACGCCUCGAGCCGGUACAGGGCGUUACAAUCCCUCGCUGCUAUGGGUAUGGAACACUGAAGCUCCCCCAGCGAGCGAUAUCUCCGCACAUACUUGUGAUAGAGUACAUUUCGGAUGCGGAAACGCUGGAGAAGAUAGAUCCCGCAUGCGUACCUCCAGAACUCGCACAAUCUCUCUUAAACGGAAUCAAAGAGGUUAACCAACUUGGGGUCGUGCACACAGAUCUCAACCCAGGAAACAUUCUAUUGACCCCACGCGAUCGACCAACUCGUGCCGUGGUCAUCGACUUUGGUCAUGCAGGAUUACGCGAGGAAGAAGAUGACGAGACGUGGAGGGAAGUUCUUGAAGAGAAUGACGACCCGUAUUGGAUGAGAGCGCGUCUGAAGCGCUCACUUGGGGAGGAUAUUCUCGGUUCGAGUGGUGCUGCACCGGCCGCAUGA
Serendipita indica DSM 11827 is the source of this 894-nucleotide messenger RNA. The record is from the annotation of a GenBank genome assembly. NCBI's taxonomy places the organism in Eukaryota, Fungi, Basidiomycota, Agaricomycetes, Sebacinales, Serendipitaceae.